Messenger RNA from Candoia aspera, 2306 nucleotides. RefSeq names its product carbohydrate sulfotransferase 10 (gene CHST10). Gene Ontology annotation, molecular function: sulfotransferase activity. The transcript has 6 exons. Gene Ontology annotation, cellular component: membrane. The record is from RefSeq and is a predicted model, not a curated record. Gene Ontology annotation, biological process: proteoglycan biosynthetic process; carbohydrate biosynthetic process. The coding region runs from base 579 to 1655 and encodes 358 amino acids. NCBI's taxonomy places the organism in Eukaryota, Metazoa, Chordata, Lepidosauria, Squamata, Candoiidae.
GAGGCCAGGCUGCCUGCCCCGGGAGACAGCGCAGGAAGAGGCGCAGCGGAGCUGCCUUGGAGGCAGCGAGGAAGUGGAGACAGCGGGCGCUGGCGUUUCAGCGCGGCCCGGCAACCAGCGCUAAAACGAACACUCAGCUGGGUGGGCCCGGUGUUGCUGGAAGCCGCGGAGACGAGGCGAGCCAAGGGCGAUGUAGCUGCAAUUGCAGCUGCAGCCGAGCUUGGCUGUCCGUGUGGUCGGCUGUAGGGAGGCUCUUGAGGUGGCCCGGUCGGUAGCGCUACCGGGGCGGCCCUGGAAAGAAGCGAGACGCGCAGUGCGCGGGGCGGACGCGGUGCUGCGUUGCUGAGCAACUCCGGCCAGGGGAGGAGGCUUUUCAGCGCGCCGUCCCCGGCGGCGACAGCAGCUCAGCUGCGAUGUAACCCAAGGGAGGCGAGUUGCACGAAGGCCUCCCCUCCAGAAGCGCCGGCCUUCGGCCCUGGGCAAGUGAAUGGCUCCUCUUGGCCCCCAAAGGGUUUGGAUCGUUUGACCCGUCCUCGGGACAGAAACUAACAGAAGUUACAUGGCUCAUAUAUGACAUCAUGCACCACCGGUGGCUGCUGUUAGCUGCAUGCUUUUGGGUAAUAUUCAUGUUCAUGGUUGCUAGCAAGUUCAUCACAUUGACCUUCAAAGAUCCUGAGGUGCACAGUGCCAAGCAAGAGUCGUUAAUACUGACAGCUGUAACUGAAGUAGGAAACGGUCCCGUAACAAAAGAGAAGAGGCUGCCUGGACAGUUUCAGACAAUAGGAAAAGGUCUAUCUGAAGACCUUGUACAUGAAGGCCUGGUCCAUAUGGAGAGGCUUGAUCUACUCAGGAAUGUCUGCCAAGAUGCAUCUCUGAAAAACCUCACCCAUACUACUGUUUCUAAGUUUGUUUUGGACCGAAUUUUUGUGUGUGACAAGCACAAGAUCCUCUUCUGUCAAACUCCAAAAGUUGGCAACACUCAGUGGAAGAAAGUCUUGAUUGUUUUAAAUGGAGCUUUUCCUUCCAUAGAGGAGAUCCCCGAAAACAUUGUGCAUGACCAUGAGAAGAAUGGUCUUCCACGCUUAUCUUCCUUCAGUGAUUCUGAAAUUAAAAAAAGACUGAAACGGUACUUCAAGUUCUUUAUUGUAAGAGACCCUUUUGAGAGGCUUAUUUCUGCAUUUAAGGAUAAAUUUGUCCACAAUCCUAGAUUUGAACCUUGGUAUAGACAUGAGAUUGCUCCUGGAAUUAUUCGGAAAUACAGAAAGAAUCGCACUGAGACUAAAGGGCUGCAGUUUGAGGACUUUGUGCGCUACUUGGGUGAUCCAAAUCAUCGAUGGCUAGAUAUACAAUUUGGAGAUCAUAUAAUUCAUUGGGUAACCUAUGUUGAACUCUGUGCCCCCUGUGAAAUAACAUAUAGUGUAAUUGGACAUCAUGAAACUUUGGAGGAAGACGCACCGUACAUCUUAAAGGAAGCAGGAAUAGACCAUCUGGUGUCUUAUCCUACAAUCCCUCCAGGCAUAACAAUAUAUAACAAAACUAAGGUGGAGCACUAUUUUUCAGGAAUAAGCAAGAGAGACAUAAGGCGCCUUUAUGCCCGCUUUGAAGGAGAUUUUAAUCUUUUUGGCUAUCAAGAACCAGAUUUUCUACUAAACUAAUAUCUAGAAAUUCUGGACAAAUAUAUCUAGCUGAUUAAAACUUAACUAUAAACAUAUACUACGUAACUGAGGCUCAUAUUGUUGUACCUUUUCUAGAUUUUUCUGAUCGUUCCUUCUAUUUGUUGAACAUUUUCAAUAGGAGCCACAAAGGACUGCCAAUUACCCACUAAAAAAAGUAUUACUACUUGACAUUGCAAUAUGCUACAGGCAAAAAUUACUAAGAAAAUGUCAGACAUUCCUCUUUCCUUAGCCAAUAGAGAAUGAAUGGACCAGUAAUCUGUAAAAAAAAAAACUUGUUAUGAAUACAAAACAAAACAUUUAGAAAAUGGCGGGAAAUAUUGUUUAUGUAAAUGGCCUAAGGACAUGGAUAUGAAACUUACAAAUCUAUGGAGGCCAAAAAAAUUGGUAAGUAUUACAUAAUUAAAAGACUCCAGAUCCUACUGUGGAAUCAAUCUGAAAGUCUUUAUUCUUUUGCUGUAGUUUUGUGAUGAUUGCUUACUGCUCUUCAUUCAGGAGAUAACAGUUGCGUGGAUUUUAACUUAUAACCUCUUGAGUUAUGAGAUCAGAAAUCUUUUGCAAGAGAAGUUAUUGAACCCAUUGAAGAAAUUUUAGAGAACAUUAAAAUGAUUCUUCAUUUGCUGAAUAAAUAUA